This is a messenger RNA of Morone saxatilis (striped sea-bass), 5084 nucleotides long. It is a transcript of the gene antxr1c, whose product is annotated as ANTXR cell adhesion molecule 1c. The coding region runs from base 505 to 2205 and encodes 566 amino acids. Gene Ontology annotation, cellular component: membrane. Gene Ontology annotation, molecular function: signaling receptor activity. The transcript has 18 exons. Lineage: Eukaryota; Metazoa; Chordata; Actinopteri; Moronidae. The record is from RefSeq and is a predicted model, not a curated record.
CCCGGGCUCCCAGUUCCUCCAACGCUGCUCUGCAUUAACCCAGCUUCAUUUGGCUUUUUCAGACCUAAACUAGUUUUGACACUUUGACAGGAAACUUUUAUUAAUUUUUUUUUUUUUUUUUCACGAACCACCCACUCCAUCAUUUUAUCCAUUUCUCCCUUUGCCGCGGGUUCGGAUUUGUUUCUGCAGAGGUUGUUUUGAAGACUCCCCCCCACCCCCGCUAACUGCACGAGUACCCUGAAAUACCCGAAACUUUUGUUUUUCAGUCAGUCUGAGUGAGAGAAAGCAUCUCUCCAGCUGGCAUUUGGACCGGGAUGAUUGUAAACUGAGCUCCAAAAAAAAAAGAGACGCGGAAGCAUCGCCUGCAUCCUUUCUUUUGUCUUCGUUGCAUCUCUGCCUCUUCAAUUAUAUAACUGUCUCUGGGAUGUAAGAAGACGCUGAAGCAUUGUGGUUUCUUUUCAUCCACAAAGGAAUUAACUUUUUUUUUCUUCUCCCCGAGGAACUAUGGCGAGAUUUUUGUUGAACAUGCGUCUUGUUCUGGUUUUAUUCGGAUUAUUUUUGCUUUCUUCUCCAUCCGCCAGAGCCGAGCCGGAGCUGCAAGACGAGGAGGAGGAGGAGGAGGAGAGCUCCUGUCAGGGCGCUUUUGACCUGUACUUUGUGCUUGAUAAGUCUGGCAGUGUGAAGAAUCACUGGGAUGAAAUCACCUACUUCGUGGAGAAUUUAGCUGAGAAAUUCAAAAGUCCCAUGCUGAGGAUGUCCUUCAUAACAUUCUCCUCCAGAGCAUCCACCAUCAUGAAACUGACGGAAAACAGAGUGGACAUCAGAAAGGGACUGAACGCUCUGAAAAAGGAGAUUCCCGGUGGAGACACAUUCAUGCACCUUGGACUGCAGAGGGCAAAUGAGCAGAUACACCAGGAGAACUUUGGCACGGCCAGCGUGAUUAUUGCACUGACAGACGGAGAGCUGCAGGAACAUCAGCUCAUCACUGCACAGCAAGAGGCGGAGAGAGCUAGGUCUCUUGGAGCUAUUGUGUACUGCGUUGGUGUGAAAGACUUCAAUGAGACACAGCUCGCCACCAUUGCAGACACCAUCGAGCAUGUGUUUCCUGUGUUGGGCGGCUUCCAUGCCCUCCGGGGAGUCAUUGAUUCGAUCAUCAAGAAAUCCUGCAUUGAGAUUUUGGCAGCUGAGCCCUCCAGUGUGUGUGCAGGAGAGUCUUUCCAAGUGGUGGUGAAAGGAAACGGUUUUCUCCAUGCCAGGAACAUCGAACAGGUGCUCUGCAGCUUCAAAAUCAACGAUACCAUAACAGUCAAUGAAAAGCCGGCUGGUGUAGAAAACACGUUCUUACUGUGUCCAGCUCCUGUCAUCGAUGAAGUUGGGAAGGUGAUUUAUCUCCAAGUGAGCAUGAACGACGGCCUGUCCUUCAUCAGCAGCAACGUGCACAUCACCACCACAGAGUGUUUUGAUGGCACCAUUCUCCUGAUCACUCUGCUGGUGUUGUUCCUCCUGCUGGCCCUGCUCUUCAUGUGGUGGUUCUGGCCUCUGUGCUGCACUGUGGUGAUCAAAGAACCACCUCCUCCACCUCCUCCUGAGCCUGAGUCAGAUGAUGAAGACGGCCUGCCCAAGAAGAAGUGGCCCACUGUGGAUGCCUCAUAUUACGGAGGAAGAGGAAUCGGUGGGAUCAAGAGGAUGGAGGUGCGCUGGGGAGGGAAGGGCUCGACUGAGGAGGGGGCUAAGCUGGAGAAGCCGAAGAAUGCUGUGGUGAAAAUGCCGGAGCAGGAGUACGAGCCUUUCGAGCCCAAACCUAAGAAAGCUCACAACAAGAAGGCUCCUCAGAACCGGAAGUGGUACACGCCCAUCCGGGGUAAACUGGAUGCUAUCUGGGCUCUGUUUCGCCGCGGGUACGACCAGGUCUCCCUGAUGAGACCCCAGCCCGGGGAUCAUGGUCGAUGCAUCAACUUCACCAGAGUGAAAGAGGAGUCGGCGGCAGCCAAGGCCCAAGCUCGCACCCCGAUCCACACACCCUCGCCUCCGCCACCGGACUACCGCCCUGUGACCCGCACCGCCUCCUCGUCGCCCACCUCGAGCAGCCCUCCUGCCAAACCACCCCCGUCAGGCCAGGUACCCCCAGGACCGCCACCUGCCCGCACACCCCCGGGGCUUCCCUGUCCACCGCCAUCGCGUCCCCCGCCCAGCCUUCGACCCUGAAUCACACAGACAAACCCCUCCCGCCCCCCAACGCACCCGCUUUGAUAUCACAGACUUACCGCUCUGUUGACUAGUUCUUUCACUUUGAAGGUCGUGGUCCUCGCUGCCAAAGAUACUCCUGCCAUAAGCCAGAGAUCAGCAGUAUUUUGAAUCCCAGUCGUCCUGUGCUUCUCUUGUAUCGGAAAGAGUGUCAAGUCAAGUUUAAGUCAUUUCAAACAUGCUACCAGCUAGCAUGAUAAAUUGUGUAAUAAAAUGUAGGAAUACCAGGGAAACGCAUUAUGAAAGCUGAAGUUUGACCAACCUCAAUGUCCUCUGCGUCAUUGUUUAUGUGCAAAGUGAAGACCGGGCCCGCCAAAAAUUGGAAAAGGUAAUUUUCUACAGAGUAUGAGUAUUUGCUAAUGAGCAAGAAAAAUGAUUUUAACCAGCAGUUUGACUUGACAGUCUGUCGCAUACUGAAUGAAUGGGGCGAUUUUGGGGAAAUAUUUUACUUAGUGUUGGCGCGUGUGAGAUCAGGGAGGAUUGUUGCUGGACAGCAAAGCAUGUAGGGACAGAAAGUCCACAAAAGAAUACUGCAAUGGAUUAAAUUUCUUUGUUGUCUUUAUCAACUACUGAGUUAGGCCAUUGUCGUCAAGAGUUAAGGUGAAAAGUAGGUUGUACAUGAAAAUCUCAGUUUGAAUGGAUUGGUUUAUUCCUCCAUUGCUGUGAUGGUGAAUCAAUCAUUAGAUUUCAAAACAAUUUAAAUUGGUCAGAUGGUUAAUGGUGUUCAGCAACUAAGAUAAAAUAUAUCUGAUUUGGUUUUUUUGGUUUUUUACAUUUUUACAUUUUACUCAGUGCCAAAGUGAUUCCUUCUUCACCUUUUUGUGAUGUUUUUUUUUAUCCAACAACAUGCUAAUACAACAAAUUCCAGCCCUUUAACACAGAAAUUAUGUUCAAUCAUUAAAUGAUUUUGUGAUCCAGUUUUCGUACCAAUCUGUGACAGGAAAGUGUACAGAUGUUAUGUGGAAGGUAUGUUUUUACAAUAUGUGUUUGAGAUGCGUUCUUUGAAUGUUACAUUGGUUGAUAUCUUUGAGGCUUUGGAUUUUGUCCUUAACCACCUUUUCAUGUAGUUGAGUUUAGAAUACAUCAAUAUAUAUAUUUUGUUUCAUUAGUUUUUUUUAUUUUUUUUUGUAUCUGCGCACAUAGACUGUUGGGCAACUACAGUAUGUAUUUGUUUUUGUUAGCAUUCGGACAUGGAAACGUAUGAAAUCGAGCAACCAUAAAUCAGGUUAUCGUCUCUUCUCACAUUUUUUAUACACAAUCCUGAUACUGUACUUUGAUACCAAUAUGUGUUUUUUUUUUUUUUAAUGUCUUCAGUUUUAUCACCACCGGUCACAUUGCAACUGCAGGGCAGUUCAAAGAGCAUCUAAUUUAUUUUACUCCCCGAGAGAAAUAGAGGAGAGUACUUGAAUAUCGACAAGGUGUCCAACCACCAAGACGGACACUGUGCGCAGAAUUUAGAAACACAACAGCUAGCCAGUUAAAAGUUGUAUAAGGCUUACCAGCGUUUCUCAGCCCCUCAGCUGAAACAUUAGAAGGUGAAAAGGAUCCAGCUACCCAGCGCCAUUUUAUGCUCGGUACGUUUAAAAAUAAAAAUUUAAAAUUGCUCCUGGCUAGCAGGUGAAACGACACCGCUAGUGACCUGUACAUAUAAGCAGUGACUACAUGCUGAAUUGGGAAGGAAAUUGGGAACAUGCCCCCCCCCCCCAAAAAAAAAGAAAUGAAGAAGAAAUAACAGAACUAUGAUAUUUUAACUUCAGGGUGCAGAAAAAGGGUUGAAAAAUGCUGGUAUUCCUUUUAUAUCCAGUGCCUUCUGGAAUUUUAUUCUUGUUUGAUUUUUUUAUACUUUCAUUUUAAUGUACAUCAUUCAGUUAUGUUGUGUACCGUUGUGUUAAUACAUACAAUGAUAAUUGUCUCAGUGCCUUAAAGCUGAGCUAAAAGAAAGGUGCAUACGUUGUGUCCAACCAUCCACAUUUUUAUUUCACUUUAUAUUUCACUGAAAAUGCCUUUUAAUUGGACUAAUGUAUGCCAGAUCUCAUUUAUGUGGCAUCACUUACUAUCACAAGUUAAAACACAUUCUACCUUUCACACUGAUUUUUUCUUUAUUGAGGCAACAUACUUGUUUGUUAAGCAAUGAGAGCACCAGGAAUUAGAUUUUUCCUUAAAAAAAGUCAACUGUUUACAGAUUCCCAAACCCAGCACCACAGUUAUAUUGUAUUACAUUGUAAUGUGCUGCACCUUGGUUUGAUUCCCUCCUUUUGCUCAUCUCAUGUUGCUGAGAGAAUAAAGUUCUCUAAGAAAUUAAACCAAAGCAGAUUUCAUCACCUCAGCUGAGAUAGAGGGGAUGUGUUUAAAAUUUGUUACAUGCACAUCAUUCCACAGUUGAUCUGAAAGCUUGGAUAGAAACACAAAGUGUUAUUGCUUUGGACUCAGCAGUGUGCAUUUCCUUGUUUUAUCUCUCUGCUCUGAUCAGAACAUACAGAUGUUCCACUUUUUACUGCAAACAAUUUGCUGAACAAAGGUUUCAAAGGAUUAAUGUUUGAGAGACUUAAGAGGUUUUGAUUGUUGCAAUGUGCUAAUUCGGGUCACCUCUGUAACACCGAAGAAAGGAUUUCAGAAUAAAAGCAGCAUUGAUGCAGGAUCAGUGUUCGAAGGGCAUCCUCCGCAGUGGCUGUCAGAGCUCAGUGUCGUUCCUAAUCGAGAUGAGAUACAUUAUGUUAAUCAGUGUUUCUUACACGCACAUUACAUUACAAGCAAAUAUGAAAGACCUAUAUGAUUUUCUCUUGUUGAUUGACAUGACUUUUUUUAAACAGUAUCAAUAAAGGUUGACUUCCAAGCUUCUA